This is a messenger RNA of Dothidotthia symphoricarpi CBS 119687, 1398 nucleotides long. RefSeq lists its product as uncharacterized. The coding region runs from base 1 to 1398 and encodes 465 amino acids. The record is from RefSeq and is a predicted model, not a curated record. Lineage: Eukaryota; Fungi; Ascomycota; Dothideomycetes; Pleosporales; Dothidotthiaceae. The transcript has 2 exons. Gene Ontology annotation, molecular function: protein binding.
AUGCUUCCAUCUGCAAAUGAGCUGAUAGCACAGUUUUUGAGAAGUCAUGGCUACACCGAGACGUUAAAGAGCUUCAUUGCAGAGGCUGGUCUCCCUGUUGAUGUAGGCGCCGCUUCAAAUGGGUCGGUUACGAUCGAGACAAUCCUCCAUGAGAAGACCACAUUUGAUCUCAGCCUCAAUUUUGAAAAACUCGGCAUGGACGACAAAGACCGCCGAUGGACCGUUCAAGCACCUUCAGAACCAACAGUAUUGGGCUCCCUGCCUAGCCGUUCGAACAUCCUCAGCAUUGCUGUGUUUGACUUGUUACUACCUUCCGCAGCAAGUCCUCGACAGUACGUUGCUGUCUCCACGGCCGAUCGCCGAUUACACCUUAUGAAACCUACGUCGUCGACUUUCGAGUUAGUGCACUCCUACUCCUGCUUCCAGGACUCGCCCAUCUUAGAUGUAGUUGCUAUAGGAUCACAGUAUCUGCUCGUUGCAUCGAUGUCCGGCAAACUCCACUUACAUGACACUGCGAGCGAUACAACCCUGGACGUGCGGAAGGAUCAUUCCAAAUACCUUGUGAAGCUUGCUAGCUGGUGUAACGGGAACGCCACAAUGAUAGCCAGCGCAGCGUGGGAUGCAAGAGUGCUGCUGUAUCAACUCGACAUCGAUGACGAUGCCCCUCAGCUUGGGGAGCCUAUCGCGGCACUUACACUCCCGAGCAUCCCAGAAACACUUUUGUUUAUCAGAUCGCCCGAGCACGGAACCCCAGUUCUGUUACUGACUCGGCGAGACUCCACGUUCUUAUACUAUUACGCGAUUCCUAGUCAUAAUUCUCCCGGGUUUACUCUUCUCGGCAAGCAAAAUCUCGCUCCGCAUUCUAAUGCGUGGGUUGCAUUCACACCAUCGGACGUACGGAUAUGUCCUACCGACCCAACUUUAGUCGCUGUGGCUACUUCGACAACGCCACAUAUGAAAUUGCUCGUAGUAAAGCUCUUGCUCCCACCCACUCAAUCCUCGGCACUCGAUACGGACGACGUGCAAGACAUUGAAACGGUUACACAAGCUUCGCAGGCACGCGCUGAGCUUUUGAUCCAGAACAGAGAAGAAGCAGCCAUCUUAGUAAAUGUCUCUACUCUUGCGCCACAGACGGCAUACUCCACACCCACACUAGUCUGGCGGCCUGAUGGCUCCGGCAUAUUUGUGAGCUCGGACGACGGGACGGUUCGCGGCAUAGAAGCGAAUAGUGGAAAGCUUGUUACAACUUUGUCAGCUCAUGAGCCUGGGUCAAAGUUGCGGUGUCUUUGGGCAGGUCACCUAAAAGGGAUGCAUGAUGACAAUCCAGACAGCGAUGUCGACAAUGAGUAUCUCAUUAGCGGCGGAUUCGAUCAAAGGCUGAUCCUUUGGAGUUCCUAA